AUGGCCUCUUGUCCUGUUGCUCAUCGCCACCGAACAGAGCCUGGCUCCACGCUCUUGGCACCCUCCCUGCAGAUACUUACUGAUGAGAUCCCCUCUCAGUUGUCUCUCCUUGAGAUUGAACAGGCCCAGCUCCCUCAGCCUUUCCUUGACCCCCAGGUCUUCCUCAGCAGAGCUGCUUUCCAGCAGGUCACCCUCAAUCUGUACUGGUGCUCGGGGUUGUUCCCUGUUAUAAGCCCACAACUGGACACAGUUGCUGCCCGUCUCUGGCCUCCCAGCAGCGGAGAGCAGCCCCCCGAUCUGCUGGGAGUUGCUGCAAUAAGGAGCCGCACCCUGGACGAGCAGGAAGGGAGGCACAGCCGGGGGUACCAGCUCCUCAGACUGCACCUGGCGGGGGAGCCCAGCCCAGGCCACUGCUCGGACAUCCCCAUGGACAGCAGCGGUGGGAGCACGUGGGACAACCCCCUGGACCCCUGUGCUCACCAGUGUGGCACCUUCCCACAGAAAGUUACCUGGCUCUCCGCUUCCCUGCCUCCCACGCACACCUACCGGCACUUCGCCGCGCUCCCGCAAAUCCUCGCCCAGCUCACCGGGGACGACUGCCUGCACAAAAACACUCGCCCUGCUGCUCAGGCCAGCAAACAGCUACGGAAAGGGGAUGACCUGAGCUGCACGCUCCACAAUGAGGAUGACCCCCCAGAGUCUUCAGCAGCUGAGCAGCCUUCCACGUCUGCAGAGCCUGCGCAGCCUCCGCAGCCAGCAGCCUUACCUGAGGCUGACACUUCCCCUCCUCCUUACUGUAGCAUAGCUGUGGAAGCAGCUGCAACCUCAGACACACACAAUGAGUUUUAUCCUGUACCACCUCCAUACAGUGUAGCUACCUCUCUUCCUACGUACGAUGAAGCAGAGAAGGCCAAAGCUGCAGCCAUGGCAGCUGCUGCAGCUGAAGUUGCCCAGCGACACGCCCAGUUUAGGGAAUCUAGGAGUCUGUUUGAUGAAAUAUUCCUCAGUCGUCCAGAGGAAGAAGAGUAUCCACCACGGGAUGAUUUCAGUGAUGCAGAUCAGCUUAGAGUGGGCAAUGAUGGCAUCUUCAUGUUGGCAUUUUUCAUGGCGUUUAUUUUCAACUGGAUUGGAUUUUGUUUAUCCUUCUGUAUAACAAAUACCAUAGCUGGAAGGUAUGGUGCAAUCUGUGGAUUUGGUCUCUCCCUGAUCAAAUGGAUUCUCAUUGUACGGUUUUCAGAUUAUUUUACUGGAUAUUUCAAUGGACAGUACUGGCUUUGGUGGAUAUUUCUCGUACUUGGACUCCUUCUGUUCUUUCGAGGCUUUGUUAAUUAUCUUAAAGUCAGAAAUAUGUCUGAAAGCAUGGCAGCUGCUCACAGAACAAGAUUUUUUUUCUUGUACUGAAGACUGCAUCGAACAGACAUUCCUUUCCUACGCUGGUGUGAAACUUCCAGAUGAUCUGUAACCCUCCAAGUUAAUCAAAUAGAAGACUACUAAAACCAGAAGACAAAUAAUUGAAAAAUGGCUUCAAAAAUAAAUGACAGGAUGGUUUAUGAUCAAGUACCAGUUCUGGUCAUUCUAGUAAAUAUUUAUAAUUGCUGCCUUUUGUUUUAGCACAUUUGUAUAUGUGCUUGUUAAAAAGAUAGUAUUGAAGUAAGAACAAACUAUCUGUAAGUAUAGAUUAGGUACAGUCAGACUCAGUUAAUCUGUGCUUGUUGUAUCUGAAAGAUUUGAGUGGUAACUUGUUUCACAGCUUGUAUGUACCACAGACUUGGUGAUCUGAACUUCUUUCUGAGUACAAUGAAAUGCAUUAAGUGAUUCAGAUUAACCAGUUCAGACAGGUUUUUUUAUAUAAUUUAGAUUCAUCUAAUGAUUGUAUAGAACAUUUUUAAGUUUACUAAACCCCAAAGUUCCUUUUCACAAACUUAUAUUCGCCAAUAUUUUAUUGAAUUCAAGCCAAUAUACUGGUUUGUGCUAAAACUGAUACACUUUGAGUCCCCUGUAAAUAACUGCAUAAAUGACUGUUUUAAUUGCUUCUUAGGAAAUCUAUCAAAAUAUAUUUUGUAACAGCAUAUUCUCUAAAUUUUGUUUAAUCUUAGAGCUAUAUACAUAUUUUUUGUUAAUUGGCUAUUAAAGGAUUAGUUAAUAGUAGAUGUAAUUUUGGAGGUUUGCAUUCUUGAGGUCACUAUAAAUACAACAUCCACAUUGAGUGCUUCUCAAAUAUCAUACAACUACUUUAUGAUGCUUGUUUAGAGUAAAUACUUUGCCAUUUCAUAAGAAGAAACUAGUUUAAAUGCAAGGUAAUUUGGGAAGUAAUCUAUGAAGGAAAAAAAUUUAAAGCUCUGAAAGUAGAAAAUGUGUUUUACCUCUCCUUUUAUUCAUUUAAGGUAUACCAUUACAUUCUUAUGAAUAUCAUCUCUUUAAGGGGUACUGUCUACAGUUCAUGCACAUGUAGUUUCUUUUAAUGUUUGUGAAAUUUAUGCUUCUUCUCUAAAUAGGAGGAGACAUCUCUCAGUCCUUUGUACAACUGGAAUCUCAGUUGCAAAAAUACAUUGGCUGUUGGUUGCACCUUUGAGGAAAAAAGUACAAAUAGUUUCCUCCAUUUUUCUUUUUAAUUAGAAUUCUGCUUUUUUAUUACUAAAAUUAAAACCAGUGAGGUUUAUGUUGUGUUAAGCUAGUGCUGUAUUGAGUUUUGUAUCUAUAAUGAAUGUUUAAAAUACACAUAUGUAAACAUUUUCAUUUUCCCGAUCUUUCAGAGAUAGCUGAUAUUAACUAAAACUUUAGGGGCACCUCUACUUCUCAGCUUUUUAUGGAAAGAAGAAAAUUAAGUAUUAUGUUCAAUAUCCUAUUGGGAUUUUCUUCUAAACUUCUAUUUGUUUCUGUGUUCUUUUGCAUUCAUUGUCCAGAUGAAAAAGAAGCGAAUAAUAAAGCAUUGCUUUGUUUUGCUAAUUAAGA
Messenger RNA from Ficedula albicollis (Collared flycatcher), 2952 nucleotides. It is a transcript of the gene NDFIP2, whose product is annotated as Nedd4 family interacting protein 2. The coding region runs from base 1 to 1401 and encodes 466 amino acids. Lineage: Eukaryota; Metazoa; Chordata; Aves; Passeriformes; Muscicapidae. Gene Ontology annotation, biological process: positive regulation of protein ubiquitination; ubiquitin-dependent protein catabolic process; vacuolar transport. Gene Ontology annotation, cellular component: Golgi apparatus; perinuclear region of cytoplasm; endoplasmic reticulum. Gene Ontology annotation, molecular function: WW domain binding. The transcript is spliced from 12 exons. The record is from RefSeq and is a predicted model, not a curated record.